CUAUUCCGGAUAGAAGGUCCCCACUCCCUGGAAAAUAAGAAACAUAAACCAUGGAGUACUUUUUAUAAAGCAAUCAUAGUGUCAUACACAAUAUUCCAAGAGUUGCGAUGGAGCUUUUCCCUUUAUCUAUCUUCCUACUACUACUUGUGUUCACACGUUUGAGUUAUGCUCAGAUACCUGUCGGAACCACUUUGACUGCGGCCUCAAACUCCGAUCCAUGGCGCUCCUCUCCAGCCGGUGACUUCGCUCUCGGCUUCCAACAGCUUCAAGGCACCGAUAAUCUAUACAUACUCUCCAUCUGGUUCCACAAAAUCCCCGACAAAACCAUCGUCUGGUAUGAAAGAAGCAGCUACCCGGUGCCUCGUGGCUCAACGCUGCGCCUCGACGCCACGGGAGGCCUCGUCCUCAAUGAUCCCCAGGGCCGCCUUCUCUACAAUAGUAACGCCACCGGUCAAGUCGAUCAUGCCACCUUCAACGAUACCGGAAACUUGGCUCUGCAACAGAACGAUUCCUCUAUCUUAUGGGAGAGUUUCAGGCAUCCAACUGAUACAAUAUUGCCAACUCAGACGAUUGAGCUCGGCGACACGCUGGUUUCCCGGAAAAGUGAGGCUAAUUUUUCCGAGGGGAGAUUCUACGCCGCCCUCAACCGUGGUCGAGAUUUCGCCUUCAACACCAGGAGCGUGCCCUCGAAUUCGGGUUACGACGAUGAGUACUAUAGUAGCAUCAAUACUUCUCCGAACGCUUCCGAACCUGGGAUCCGUGUUGUGCUCAGCAGCGAAGCUUUGAUUACAGUUGUGAAGAGGAAUGGGCAGGAACAGGUUAUUAGCCCGAACUCGAUUCCACCGUCUUCUGGUAAUUACUACCGGGCGACUCUCGAUUGGGACGGAGUUUUCACACAGUAUUAUCAUCCCAAGACCGGGAACAGCCCGGGUUGGCAAGUCGCAUGGUCAUGGCCCGAUAACAUCUGCAAUGACAUCAACGGAGAUACAGGAAGCGGGGCGUGUGGCUAUAACAGCAUAUGCAGGAUCGAAGCUCAAAGGCCCGUCUGCACAUGCCCGCCAGGGUUUUCGCUGGCCGAUGCCCUCGAUCGCAACGGCGACUGUAAGCCUAACUUCCAGCAGAUUUGCACCAAUGGUGAAAAUGGGUCACUGCCACAAGACAAUGAGUACUCCUUGGAGAUCAUAAACAACACCGAUUGGCCUAAGAGUGACUACCAAAUAAUCAGUCCGUGCAGCGAAGAGCAGUGCCGAACCUCUUGCCUGAAUGAUUGCUUCUGUGGUGUUUCCAUACACAGAGGUAACAGCUGCUGGAAGAAGAAGCUGCCCCUCUCCAAUGGCAGAGUCGACUUUAGUCUCGGCUCCAAAGCGUUUCUCAAGCUGGGGAAGAAGAAGGAUAUUACUGAUCCUUCACUCAAUCCGAGAUCAAGAAAAGAGAGGCAAACGAUGGUUGUUGUGUUAUCAGUGCUCUUCGGCAGCUCAGCAUUCAUCAAUUUCUUAUUUAUUACAGCAGCUUGCCUCCCUUUUUUCCUCGUCAAAAACAAAAAACCCCUCAACCCUGUCCGAGACCCUUCGUCGUCUUCGAACCUACGCUGCUUCACUUACAAAGAGCUCGAGCUGGCCACAGAUGGGUUCAAAGAAGAGCUAGGAAGGGGCUCUUUUGGAAUUGUGUACAAAGGGGAGAUUAUCGGUUCCCAAACAAUUGUUGCAGUGAAGAAGCUGGACAGGAUGUUUCAAGAUUCUGAGAAAGAGUUCAAGACUGAAGUGAAUGUAAUCGGGCGGACUCACCACAAGAAUCUUGUCAGCAUGGUCGGGUUCUGCGAGGAGGGGUCUCAUCGUUUGCUUGUAUAUGAGUACAUGAGCAAUGGGACACUAGCGGGUUUUCUGUUCGGCCAUCUGCGGCCGAGCUGGAGCCUACGGGUUCAGAUCGCAGUGGGGAUCGCAAAGGGACUGGCAUACUUGCACGAGGAGUGCAGCACCCAGAUCAUCCACUGCGAUAUAAAGCCUCAUAACAUACUUCUUGAUGAAUGCAACAUCGCUAGGAUUUCGGAUUUCGGGUUGGCUAAGCUUUUGACGAUGGAUCAGAGCAAGACGCUGACGGGUAUCCGGGGCACCAAAGGCUACGUUGCUCCUGAAUGGUUCAGGAACACACAAGUAUCGGUGAAGGUUGAUGUUUACAGCUUCGGAGUGGUGCUACUAGAGAUUAUAUCGUGCAGGAGAGUCAUCCGGGACGACCUAGAGUUUGGAGACGGCGAGAAUCCAAUCCUAACGGAUUGGGCUUGGGACUGCUUUGUGGAUGGAAGACUAGAUGCAUUGGUGAAGAACGACGAGGAGGCCUUAAGCGAUGGGGAAGCGUUGGAAAGAUUCGUCAUGGUUGGACUUUGGUGCACUCAAGAAGAUGCAUCUCUUAGGCCAACCAUGAAGAAAGCUUGUCUAAUGCUUGAAGGGGUCGUCCAAGUUCCGGAACCAACGAAUCCAUCCGCUUUCGCCUCAGUUGUUUAACAUCAAUCCAAACCGCACUUUUCAUGAGUAUCAUACUUUCUUUCUUUCACAUGGAAAACCGACAGCAUUGAAACUUCGCAUUUGACCAAUAGCCUAUGUUGUAUUUUUAUGUACUAGAGUGUUUACAGUCAUUUAUAUAAUUAACUGAAUAACGAAUAAAAAACACUUUUUUUUUGCA
This is a messenger RNA of Salvia splendens (bonfire salvia), 2676 nucleotides long. RefSeq names its product G-type lectin S-receptor-like serine/threonine-protein kinase LECRK4. The record is from RefSeq and is a predicted model, not a curated record. Bases 108 to 2498 code for a protein of 796 amino acids. The transcript has 3 exons. Gene Ontology annotation, biological process: protein phosphorylation. Lineage: Eukaryota; Viridiplantae; Streptophyta; Magnoliopsida; Lamiales; Lamiaceae. Gene Ontology annotation, molecular function: protein serine/threonine kinase activity; ATP binding.